AUGGGCGCGUGUAGCCAUGUAUAUUUAAACCGUAUAUUUUUUAAAACAUUUUCUCAGGACUAUAUUCUCCAUUGGGUUCUUUUGAGAGGUGUUAAAGGCGUAGGGGACCCGGACACUUUUUCACAGUCGCACCAAGUAAACAUGGCUGCCUCCCCGCCAGCAGACGGGAGCGUGAGCAAUGCGGAGGAAGAAACAAGCUCUAUAAUGGAUACGGGCGAGGAUCCGACCGCAGAGAACAGAGGAGGCGAAAAUCCGAAGGGAGAACUGAUGAAAAAAGAGACAGAAACGGAGGAGCCUUUUAAGAAACCGGCUCUUUUCGCCGCGCCUUCCCUCAAACGCAGCAACGUCGCCGCUCCGUCCAAGCCGUCGACAGCAGAGCCGAAAAUUGUCAAAGAAAACGACGCCGCUCGCGUUGAAGACACCGCCACGGAGAAGCCUUCGGAGGAUGCUGCUGAUGGGAACACCCCGGGAACAGGUCAGGAAGAGGAGAAUAAAGUCGAAAGGCCCACGAAGGCAGCUCCUGUCAAAACCAAAACAGAAGCUAAACCUCGGGCGCUCCCUGUCAAAGCUCCCCCCGCUGGCAAGUUCCCCCCUCUCCCGUACACUGAGCCGCCCUGGGGUGGCAUCGCUUCGGACGUCCCAUAUGCCCUCGAAAUCCUUAAAAACGGCGCUAUAGUGGACACGGUGCCCCUCACUCACAGGAGUUACUUUGUGGUGGGUCGUUUACCCGUGUGCGACGUCUCCCUGGAGCACCCGUCCAUCUCCAGGUACCAUGCGGUGGUUCAGUACCGAGGGCAGGCCGGAGAGGGGGCGUGUGUCGGCGAGGAGCGAGGCUUUUAUGUCCACGACCUGGGCAGCACACACGGCACCGUGGUCAACAAGAACAAGAUCCCGCCCAAGACCUACAUCAGACUGCGAGUAGGGCACGUGUUGAAGUUUGGUGGGAGCACGAGACUUUUUAUCCUGCAGGGUCCAGAAUUUGAUGAGGAAGAGGAGUCUGAGCUGACGGUGACGGAGCUGAGGGAGCGAGCCAGAAAACAGAAAGAAGACCUGGAGAAGAGGAUGAUGGGAGCUGGCUCUGAUGAUGAUGAGGACAAUGAUGAAAAGGAGGGGGAUGAAGAGGACGGGGAGGGCAGCAACAACAGCAAGGGUCGGAGCAAACUGUCCAAUGAAGACUCUGGCUGCUCGUGGGGAAUGGCCGAGGAGGCAGCACCAGAGGAAGAUGAGAACGAAGAAAACCCCUUUUCCACCGAGUUCCACGAAGACCAGGAAGCAGCCUACUUGAAGGACCCCAAGAAGGCUUUGCAGGGUUUCUACGACAGAGAAGGGGAAGAGCUGGAAUUUGAGUAUGAAGACAAAAGUCAUGGGUCCUGGCUCUGUAGAAUAAAGCUGCCGGUGGAUGACGCUAUGGGCCGUCAGCUGGUUGCGGAGGUUACCCACACGGGGAAGAAGAAAGACGCAGCCGUCCAGUGCUGCCUGGAGGCUUGUCGAAUGCUGGAAGCCCGAGGGCUGCUGCGCCAGGAAGCAGUGUCCCGUAAGCGUAAAAAGAAGAACUGGGAAGAUGAGGACUACUACGACAGUGACGACGACACCUUCCUGGAUCGUACCGGCACCGUGGAGAGGAAGAGGCAAGAGCGCAUGAAGAAGGCUGGAAAGAUUGAGGAGAAGCCGGAGACGUAUGAAUCAUUGGUGGCUAAGCUGUCAGAGGUGGAGAAGGAACUGGCAGAAACUCAGAAAAAGCUCAGUGCUGGUAAAGGAGGCUCUUCAGCCUCCUCCGCUGAGGACUCUCUGGACGCCUUCAUGACUGCGGUGAGAAGCGAGGUGGCGAUGGACGCCGUGGAGCGCAAGAAGCUUCACCUGCACGUGGCCGACUUACGCAGAGACGCCCAGAGGCUCCGCAAGCUGGUCGAACUCACGCGGCCAGCUCAGAUGCCCUCACUAGUGCCCGGCUCAGAGUCAGAGAAGCCUAAGAAGAGCUUACCGCUGUUUGGAGCCAUGAAGGGAGGGAGCAAAUUCAAACUGAAAACUGGCACCAUCGGGAAGCUGCCUCCGAAGCGGCCCAACCUUCCCGCAGAGCUCUUCAACCUGAAAGAUCUUCCACCUGCCGGGGAGGAGGAGGAGGAAGAGGAGGAAGAGGAAGAGGCGGGGAAAAUGGAGGACAAUGAAGAUGAACAGAGUGCAAGCGUUGCUGAGUCUAAACCUGACUCCGAAGAGUCUUGUGCGUCCACAUCUAAAGGGAGUGCUUCAAAGGGCCGUAGAAAAGAUCAACCAGUCAAGCCCCAGGAGCUGGAAGAUGAAAGCGACAAACGGGUGAGGGGUGAGGAGCGUGCUCCAGCAGCGGAGCAGGUCCCUCAGCGCAGCAGCAAGUCCCAGAGUCCAGAUGGUGAAAAAGAGCCUCCAGCAGACCCCAGCCCCAGGAAGAAGAAGAAAGUGAUGGGCCCCAGCAGGCCACCAGUGCAGCUGUCGGGACAGUAUCCAGAGGACGACCCUGAUUAUUCUGUGUGGAUGCCUCCUAAAGAUCAGACCGGAGAUGGACGCACACACCUAAACGACAAGUACGGCUACUGAGGGGGAAACAGAAGAGAGCUCCUCUGUCUCCACUCCAGCAGCUUUCAUUCUGCAGAUAAUACCUGAGGCACAAAGGCUCCACUCUCCCACCGUUAACCCCCUCCAACCAUCCCAGCCUGCUGUGUGUGUGGUUCGGCUCAGAGAGCGGGAGCCUGCAGCCGAACGGGGACUCGCAGAGGAGCAAGCCGAGACAAUGAUGUUAAAGCUUUUAUUCAUCUCUCCAGGGGUAUUUGCAUUCUCAGACUGCUGUAUAAAAAAGCACACCGUUUCAGUUCACAUUUAACCGGCAGAGCAGGCCUUGGGCACUCGGCCUCACGGGGCACUCGUCACCCCUGACAGUAAUUGAGACGGGUAGCACUUGAGUUUUGUCCCCUUCUUUUUUAAUUCUAUACCGCUCAAGCAGAAAACAGGAAGGGACAGAGCGGGAGCUGCGACCGAUCCAAAUUCAGCUUCCUCGUCUUUGGCUGCCCCUCUCGCAGUUAAAUCCACCUGACAUCCAAUCUGUAUCCCUCCUCUGUUUGGCUUCAGUCGGUGGCUGGCAUAACCUCUUUUCUUCCAAAGGAGAGCGUGUAGCGGGGAGGGAGAAAGAGGGAGAGCAUUGAAGCAGCUUUUCUGACCAUCUGGACACUUGGAUGGCUUACUGGAUGAAACGCAAGCUGAUAAUGACUCAAGCUAAGUGGAGUGUGUUUCUGUGUCUACACACACACACACACACAGUGUUCAACCUUCUCAAAGUUCUCUUUUUAACAAGAUUGUCUUUAUGAGCAAGUCAGCUAUUGGUGUGUGUUUGCCCCGAGCAGGACUCCUCCCUGUGAAAUCCCACUCAGUGCUGUUCACUUGGUUUACUGUCCACCCUCUUUCCUGUUGUCUUUUCUCGCUACACUAGUAAAGAAUGUAUUUUGGUACAUAAAUGUAUAAUAAAAUUGUCUGUACAUAA
Molecule: messenger RNA, 3505 nt
Organism: Mugil cephalus (flathead mullet)
Lineage: Eukaryota; Metazoa; Chordata; Actinopteri; Mugiliformes; Mugilidae
Product: solute carrier family 4 member 1 adaptor protein
Exons: 14
Coding region: 1-2568 (855 amino acids)
Molecular function (GO): protein binding; mRNA binding
Source: RefSeq, a predicted model, not a curated record